GUCCUCGCGCUCUGAUCUGCUCCGCUCUGCUCUGCCGUCCUCGCGCGCUCUCCUGAGCCAAUGACACGCCGCGUACAAAACGUUUCAAAUAUUAAACUACGACGUGCUUUAAAAAAAAAACACAGCCACUUUAACCCGCACCUUAAACACAUGUAUUACUUUAAAUAUUUUAUAAAAACGACGGGUUUAUGACGGAAUUCCUUUACAUCGUUAUAACCAAGCUACAGUGUUUUUAUUUCUCUCCGAACCGCACUAACCGCCUUUUUAAACCAGUGUCUACACGUGACUGAGAGAAAAACGUGAUUUAUUUUAGCUACAGAUUCGUUUAUUUUCUGUGUAACGUAACAUCAGGGAAGAGAACCGUGUGUGGGCGGAGCUUCGUGGGUCACGUGUCGCUGGAGCGUCUGCUGCUAUAAAUACCAAGCGCACAAGCGCCUUGUUUUCAUUCGCUUCAGGACGUCCAGAGUGGAGGGUCGGAGAUACGGAGAGAGAUAAAUAUAUACACACACACAUAUAUAAAACAGCGUUUGAGAGACCAUGGCUCGUACCAAGCAGACUGCUCGUAAGUCCACUGGUGGGAAAGCGCCCAGGAAACAACUGGCCACAAAAGCAGCGAGGAAGAGUGCGCCCUCCACUGGCGGAGUCAAGAAACCACACAGAUACAGGCCCGGAACUGUCGCGCUGAGAGAGAUCCGUCGUUACCAGAAGUCGACCGAGUUGCUCAUUCGUAAGCUGCCGUUUCAGCGCCUGGUCAGAGAAAUCGCACAGGAUUUCAAGACUGACCUGAGGUUCCAGAGUGCAGCCAUUGGUGCUCUUCAGGAAGCAAGUGAGGCUUACCUUGUCGGCCUGUUUGAAGACACUAACUUGUGUGCCAUUCACGCCAAGAGGGUCACGAUCAUGCCCAAGGACAUCCAGCUGGCGAGGCGAAUCCGAGGGGAGCGAGCAUAAUGAAAUUUGUCAUGUUUUAAUCUUUGUUAACCAUACACCCUAAAGCAGUGGAUUUUAACUGAUUGCAUAAUUUUGUAAAACAUUCCCUUCAGACUCAGGUUUCUGGUGAAUAAUGUGUAUUUACUAUUAGCAGUGCUCAUUGUAGAGUAGCAUUAGUUUGCAUGCUGCACUAUUUAUCUUUUUACAUUGAUUAUUGGGUUGUUAAUAAAAUUUUACUACCUCA
This is a messenger RNA of Tachysurus fulvidraco (yellow catfish), 1171 nucleotides long. RefSeq names its product H3 histone, family 3A (gene h3-3a). The transcript is spliced from 4 exons. The coding region runs from base 538 to 948 and encodes 136 amino acids. Gene Ontology annotation, cellular component: nucleosome. The record is from RefSeq and is a predicted model, not a curated record. Lineage: Eukaryota; Metazoa; Chordata; Actinopteri; Siluriformes; Bagridae. Gene Ontology annotation, molecular function: protein heterodimerization activity; structural constituent of chromatin; DNA binding.